AUGACCUCUCCAUCCGGUCUUCCUUCCGGCCUUCCUUCCGAUACUCCUGCAGAACAUCAAUUGGCAGACAUGACUUACGCACACGGACGAAAGUCCAGUGAGAUCGUACAGGAUGUCACUGUCCCUGCGCAUCUACUUCGGGCCACUGGCAACCUUGGAUCCAAACGCGACAAGACGUAUACCUCACAUGGAACAUGGGAGCCUCAAGCAGAGAACCCUUUCCUCGAUCCCAACGGCAUAGGAAGCAUACGUCGUCGACCAACUCAGGACUCAGGCUUACACCGAAAUGGCACCCAACGCUCUACCAAUCUCGAACGCACAGAGACGCAGGGCGAACGCAGGAGGAGUAAUCGAUUCUCUUGGUUCAGUAACACUGGUCCCAAAAGAAUGUCGCAGCAAAGCGGGGUACUACCAUCACCAACAGAGGAAAACAUCAGACCCUUCAGGACCCUUUCUUACAUCCCCGGGUCAACGGACGUUCUAGCUCUCAGUCCUCGAGGCAGUCGUGCACCAUCGCCCAACUCUCUCAACAGGACUACGACUGCGUCGUCAAAGUGGUCGAAUGAGGACCCUUUCGCGACCAGGCCCAACUCGAUCAAAGACAAUCCUUUCGCAACACAGAACAACUCUUACCGGAAUUCAACAGCCUCCUUGCCUCAGGAACCUGAAGCUGCACACCAGGGUGGUCGGCCCCGGAAAGGGACUCUAGAGUCCGUUGUUGAUGCCAUGGUCCCCAACGCUCUCCAGCGGAAGAUGACCAAUGCCUCUUACUUCAAGAGGAGUGAGAUGUUUGGUACUUACGAAAAGGCGAAGCAAAAAGGACAAGAGAUUCAGCGAAAGAAGUGGGUGCAGUACACCUUCGAGUACGCCAUCUACCUCUUCCUGAUACUCUUCGUCUACUUUGUUCUUAUCGGAAUUCCGCUCUGGAAGGGUGCUGUGUGGUGGCUCUACUGGGUCGUGGCCACAAAGUUUGUCAUCGCUGGUGGUUUCGGUAUCGUGCUUGGAAUAGCGCUAUUCUACGCAUUCGCUCCUCUGCUCAUCCUCUUCGAGAAGGACCCGCCCCCUGCCGACUACACCACAGAGACCAAGAUCCAGUCCAAUGUUUCCGACACCUGCCUUAUGAUCCCUUGCUACAAGUCUGCUGGACUCAUUGCCAACACACUCGAGGCCGCUUUGAAGAUCUUCCCUCCAUCGCAUAUCUUUGUCAUCGCCAACGGUAACAGCCCUACACCUCUCGACAACACGGAAGAAGUGUGCCGCCCAUACGGCGUGAACCACAUCUGGUCGCCCAUCGGAUCAAAGAUUGUCGCUCAGUUCGUCGGUUGCUACGCUGCGAAGGCUUUCAAGAACGUAUUGCUCAUCGACGACGACUGCGCACUGCCCGAUAACUUCCCGGUUGUUACUGAACGUCUAGUUGGCAAGGUCCAGUGCAUUGGCUACACCAUCAAAUCCGUCGGACCAAAUGGGUCAAAGGGCAACCUUUGCCAACAAGCCCAGGAUCUCGAAUACAAGCUCAGUGGUAUCCAGCGCGAGUUUGCUGGUAAGAUUGGUUCUGCCACCUUCCCCCACGGUGCCAUCUCCCUUUGGGACCGCGAACUCCUCGUCAAGACUUUCCACGAACACCCCGGUUUCAGUGUCUCUGAAGAUUGGUUCUUCGGUCACGUUGCCCGCAAACUCGGAUGUCGCAUCAAGAUGUGCUCGCAGGUAUUUGUCGAAACCGAAACACCUACCGCUGUCUUCAUCUCUGGCGGUGGCUCUCGUGGUGGUUUCGGCGAGAUGACCAUCUUCUCGCAACGCUUCAAGCGAUGGAACUUCUUCUUCGUCAACGGAAUGUACUACAACAUGGCCUAUAUCUUUGGUAGCUGGAAGCUCGGCUGGUGGGAGAUUGGCGCAAAGAUCUUCGUCUUCCAAGAGGUCUACGAAACUCUGCUCUACCUCCUCACACCCUUCAUCCUACCAAUCUCGUUCUACGUCCGCCCCUCGUUCUGCGGUUAUCUCCUCGCCGCCACCGUCGUCAUGUACCUCAUCAACAGCGUCCUCUUCAACGAAGUCCAUCUCCGCCGCAAGGGCGAGCGCGUUGGCUGGGUGCUCAUGUACGUGUACUACCUACCGUACAAGAUGGUCUUGACUGUCAUCAACGUCGCCAGCUGCUACUGGUCACUCUACAAGUACGCCCGCUACUUCGCCAAGCGUCAUCCCAAGGUCAUCGAAGACGAAAAGGCUGUCGAGGUCGUCAUCCGCCUUGAGGAAGAACAAGCCAGCCCAGAAUGUGGUCUCGGUCGACGCAUGACGGUGCGCACCAUCGGUACACGUGGCAGCAUAGACGAAGGCGACGACCACGACGACGGUGUUUCACCAAUGGAUCGCGUCGAGACGGGUGGUGGUGCUUACGCCAUCGUCACAGAGCCCGAGCACGCCCACUCCCCUGGCCUGCAACCACCUCACCACGUCAGCACAACGCGCCCCAGCAGCCCUCUGCUACGAAGUGAGGGUGUUGUCGCUCGUGACUACUUCGCCAUGCAACAAACAACGCCUCCCGCAGAUACAAAUGUCGACGUGGAGAAGCAAAACCAUCAGUGGAUCUGA
Alternaria conjuncta is the source of this 2586-nucleotide messenger RNA. RefSeq lists its product as uncharacterized. Bases 1 to 2586 code for a protein of 861 amino acids. The record is from RefSeq and is a predicted model, not a curated record. The transcript has 3 exons. NCBI's taxonomy places the organism in Eukaryota, Fungi, Ascomycota, Dothideomycetes, Pleosporales, Pleosporaceae.